ACGUUCCAACCAAUCGACGGAAAUUUUCAUUAUGGGUUUGUCUGAAUCCGGGUAUCUUCUAAAAUAGGCGGAAGACCCGGAUAUUAUCUCUUCAAUCCCUUGUUCGAUUAACCCAAAAUCAUCCAGGUUCAUUGUUCUUCUCCUCCGAUUGGCUCAAAUUUGACAAGAUUCUUUACAUUUCCUCACGGAUUUCGAUGUCGAUCUAGAUUUUUGGCUGACGAAGUGGAAAUUUCACCCUUCAUUUCUAACUUUCUUAAGCCCUCGAAGCAAAAGCCCGUCGGAGUUCGUCACUCUCUGCCGUUCCUUAUGGCCUUCUCUGAGUUCCGUCCGCUUGAUGAGAGCUCCCUGAUUGAGUACAUUAAGACUGUUCCUUCGCUGUCUGACAAGCUGGGUAAUAAGUUCGAUGAUAUUCAGAUUAAGGAAAUCGGAGAUGGUAACCUUAAUUUCGUUUACAUAGUCUCGGGUUCAUCUGGAUCCUUUGUUAUCAAGCAGGCUCUUCCCUACAUUCGUUGCAUAGGGGAAUCAUGGCCAAUGACAAAGGAGCGAGCAUAUUUUGAGGCAGUGGCAUUGAGAAAGCAUGGACUUUUGUGCCCAAAUCAUGUGCCUGAUGUUUAUCACUUCGAUCGUACCAUGUCGUUGAUUGGCAUGCGUUACUUGGAACCUCCUCAUAUAAUCCUGAGGAAAGGUUUGAUCGCUGGAAUUGAGUAUCCAUUGCUGGCAGAUCACGUAACGGAAUACAUGGCGAAGACUCUCUUCGGCACGUCGAUCCUUUAUAAUUCUACCACCGUGCACAAAGAAUCCGUUGCAGAGUUCUGUGGGAAUGUGGAGCUAUGCAGGCUCACUGAGCAAGUUGUGUUUUCUGACCCAUACAAAGUGUCUGAAUACAAUCGUUGGACAUCACCGUAUCUUGAUCACGAUGCCGAGGCUGUUAGAAACGACAACGAUUUGAAGGUCGAGAUUGCUGAGUUGAAAGCAAAGUUUAUAGAGAGAACCCAGGCGCUUGUUCAUGGAGAUCUUCACACAGGGUCCAUUAUGGUUACUCAAGAAUCAACACAAGUUAUAGAUCCAGAGUUCGCAUUCUAUGGACCAAUGGGAUUCGAUAUCGGAGCAUUUCUGGGGAACUUAAUCUUGGCCUUCUUUUCACAAGAUGGACAUGCCGUGGAAGGCAACGAUCGAAAUGCAUACAAGGAGUGGAUUCUGAGGACGAUCGAAGAGACAUGGAAUCUGUUUCGUAAGAAGUUCGUGGGACUAUGGGAGCUGCACAAGGAUGGUCCUGGGGAGGCUUAUCUCCCUGCCAUUUACGACAACCCCGAGCUCCAGCAGCUGGUUCAGAACAAAUAUUUAACCGACUUGUUCCACGACAGCCUUGGUUUCGGAGCAGCUAAAAUGAUCAGGAGAAUAGUGGGAGUGGCUCAUGUGGAAGACUUAGAAUCAAUCAGUGAGCCCAGCAAGCGCGCAGCCUGCGAGAGGCGAGCCCUUGAAUUGGCUAAGUUACUUCUAAAGCAAAGGCGAAAUUUCACUUCCAUUUCUCAGGUCAUUUCUGCCAUUCGUGAACUCCAUUAAUCAAUGCAAUGCCUCAUCGACCCCGAAAAUGAAGCUGCUGGAAUUCCCGAUCAUUCCCGACCCAUGAUUUCUCGAGUUUAGUUAAAAUAAAAUAUGAUCGGAGUUGCUACCACUAUACUAAUGCCCAUCUUCUUCAUUACUCUGCAUUUUCAACUUGUUCUGUUCUUCAAAGUACUGGGUUUGUAUUAUUGAGAGAAGUUAGAUAUUGUUUGCAAAUUCAUGGACAAUAAGCAUUCCAAAUACCAGCCAAAAAAUGAAUCAAUUGCAGACAAAAUUUACAUU
This is a messenger RNA of Cucurbita moschata (crookneck pumpkin), 1845 nucleotides long. Its product is annotated as methylthioribose kinase. The coding region runs from base 307 to 1563 and encodes 418 amino acids. The transcript is spliced from 6 exons. The record is from RefSeq and is a predicted model, not a curated record. Gene Ontology annotation, molecular function: S-methyl-5-thioribose kinase activity. Lineage: Eukaryota; Viridiplantae; Streptophyta; Magnoliopsida; Cucurbitales; Cucurbitaceae.